AUGAAGAACUAUGACAAGUUUACCCAAUUAGAGAAUGCAGCCAAGGUCAAGGAGGACCUGGAUCUCCUAGAGAAUGUGACCUUUAACAUCGCUGUGACAGGGGAAAGUGGGUCAGGAAAGUCCACUUUUGUUAACGCCUUACUUGGACUGGAUGGGGACGAGGGAGCAGCAGAAACCGGAGUGAUGGAGACCACCAUGAAGGCCAUUAGAUGCUCCCACCCCACAAUGCCUAACGUGAAAAUCUGGGACCUGCCUGGUAUCGGCACCCCAAACUUUAAAGCAAAGAAGUACCUGAAGGAGGUCAAGUUUGAAACCUACAACUUCUUCAUCAUCAUCGGCACAGUGAGGUUCAAAGAGAACAACAUCAUGCUGGCCAAAGAGAUCCAGAAGAUGAAGAUGUUUUACUUCGUCCGGUCGAAGAUCGACAACGACAGCCGAGCCGAGGCAUGGAAGAAGAACUAUAGGGAGGAAGAUUUGCUCUCCAAGAUCAGACAUAAUUGUGAGGUGAACCUGAAGACCGUAGGGAGCCCAAAAGUCUUUCUCAUCUCCACCUUUGAGCUGGGGAAGUGCUUGACUCUCUCUCUCUCGAAAAACCUCCCAGAGCACAAGCGGUCCACCUUGAUCCAGUCUCUGCCGGUUUGCUCCAAAGUCAUGAUUGAAAAGAAGAGGAAGGAGCUUUUCAAAACUCCUUGCGUUGCAGCUGCUGCCACCUCAACCACAGCAGCCGUACCCAUCCCUGGCUUCUCACUGCCAGUGGAUGAACCGAGCUCAGCGAUGAAGUCUCGCUUCGCUGGGGGAGUCGAUGAGAAGGUGGUGGCUGGAAUGCUGAGAACAACAGCUAUGGUGGCAGCCAAGACCAUCGAGGUUGUGUUGACUAGCAUACCUGCCAUUGGUAGGUUUGGAUCAGUGGGGAUUGCCUUUGCCACUACAUUACACCUUCUGGAUAAGGGAUUAAAAGAGAUGGUGGAGGAUGCUAAAGCAGUGCUCAUGGUGGCAGUUUAA
Molecule: messenger RNA, 1002 nt
Organism: Salvelinus sp. IW2-2015
Lineage: Eukaryota; Metazoa; Chordata; Actinopteri; Salmoniformes; Salmonidae
Source: RefSeq, a predicted model, not a curated record